Marasmius oreades (fairy-ring Marasmius) is the source of this 333-nucleotide messenger RNA. RefSeq lists its product as uncharacterized. NCBI's taxonomy places the organism in Eukaryota, Fungi, Basidiomycota, Agaricomycetes, Agaricales, Marasmiaceae. The record is from RefSeq and is a predicted model, not a curated record. Bases 1 to 333 code for a protein of 110 amino acids. The transcript has a single exon.
AUGGUGUUUGAUGCUUUUGGUGCAAGCGAAGAAGUCGGUUUUUUUCUCCUAGCUGAAGGAGGUCAGCUAUGCAUUACCAACCACACCGUGAAGGAAAGAAAAGAGGAUGGAAAGCGUCUGUUCGGGCUACUCGCGAUUGUUCAGAUGCCUAUACACAGGCCUGCCGGUAUCACGAUGAUCAAGAACUUGGAAAAAUUGGUGGAAGAAGGGGUAAGUAUACUGGACAGGAUCUAUGGUCUUCCGGUUGGAUUGGAGAACACGGCAGAGGGAUUGGCGAUGGUGAAAAAAGAGAAGGCUGCUGGAGCGAAGGUAAAUGCACAUCCAGAGGGUUGA